Messenger RNA from Acinonyx jubatus (cheetah), 5164 nucleotides. It is a transcript of the gene ARHGEF19, whose product is annotated as Rho guanine nucleotide exchange factor 19. Gene Ontology annotation, molecular function: guanyl-nucleotide exchange factor activity; protein binding. The record is from RefSeq and is a predicted model, not a curated record. Gene Ontology annotation, biological process: activation of GTPase activity; regulation of actin cytoskeleton organization. The transcript is spliced from 16 exons. Lineage: Eukaryota; Metazoa; Chordata; Mammalia; Carnivora; Felidae. Bases 2675 to 5155 code for a protein of 826 amino acids.
CCACCCCUCCCGUCAGUCGUUCCAGAGUGAGUCCUUUGUGCUGCUUGCCUGGUCUCUGAUCCUGGCUCCCACCCACUUAUGGCCUCCUGGGGCUCCACAGCCCGUUUGGCCUAGAUCCCCUUUCCAGCCACGACCUGCCACUUGGCUUUGUCCCUUCAGGGGCAGAGGGGCUGUGGCAGGGCCCUACUGCUCUGGGCAUCGGGACAAGGGGCACCAGAGAGGGAGCAGGGAAAACCCGGCACAGGAAGCCAGAGGUGCUCUCCCUGGACCAUGGUAGUAUCCAGAGACCCUCUCUGCCAGCCUUGCCAAGUGGGCCUAUUGUCUGUGUGAUUAGCAGUGCCCACUGGAUGGGACCCUCCCUGGCCCCUGCCCAUCCUUCUCCACCUGCAGAGACACUCAUGAUGACACGGGUCUCCUAGAGGGGGCAGCCAGGAGGGCCCUUAUGUGCUACUUUACAGAUGGGGACACUUGAGGCCCAGAAACAGGCUGUGACUUGCCUAAGGCCACACAGCCAGUCAGGGUCAACACUGGGCUUGAACUCUGGCAGUGGCUUUCCCCUGUGGGUUCCAGAAUGACUGUUGGCACUGGAGUAUCCUGUGAUCGUGUCUGGGGCAGGGAAUGUCCCUGCUACUUGGGGCCAGUUCUCUUCCUGUGGCUUUUCCCCCCCCCCUUCCCACUCCCCCCCCCCCCCGCCACCAGCAGAGAUGAGCUACACGUAAUAUGAACAGAGCUCUACUCCUCCUUGGUCCCCCAGCACUGAAGUUGAGUGGGCCACAUCUUUGGAAGGCCACAGCGCUGGUAUCUCAGCCUGUGUAUCCCCUGGUAUCCCAGGGUCAUUCCCAUUGCCCUUUGGUCUGGACAGAGGUGGAGGCUGACUCACUCCUGACUUCCUCCCCCAGGGACCUACCUCCAGCCUGUCUCUCCAGAAAGCCUUCUACCGCCUUCCCUCAGCGUUCACCCAGCCUUCUCCUCUAAGUCUUUAAUACAUGGGUGCUCCUGCCCCAAGGCUUCCAUGUUUUUGCCCAUUUAUCCCUGUAACUCAGAAGGGUAUAGGGGAUGUGUGCUCCCUGCCUUCCAGGAGCUUCCAAAAUCCAAGUGGAGGGGCUCACCCAGAAUGCAAGGGAAUAGAAUACUGUGAGUCCUUACAGAAGCAAGUAAGACUUCUAUGUUGAGGACUUCAGAUUCCUGGAGAGAAAGAGACCUCUCUGGUGGGCAGUGGUCUCGUGUCUCAUUCCUCAUGCUCCUACAAAGAAGAGUGGGUCUCAUCCUCACUGCCUCACUUUCCCCAUCUGUGUGAUGGGGGCAGUCAAGCCACCUGCCUGACUAGAGAAAGACUAAUCACAAUACUCAGUAGAAUGACUAUCAACUACAAAGCUCCCACUAUGUGCUAGCCGCAUUGUACAUGCUAUCACGAAUUCUCAUAUUCGUGUUUUAUUAUUAUUUUUUAACAUUUAUUCAUUUUUGAGAGUGAGAGAGACAGAGCAUGAGCAGGGGAGGGGCAGAGAGAGAAGGAGACACAGAAUUCGAAGCAGGCUCCAGGCUCUGAGCUGUCAGCACAGAGCCUGACACGGGGCUCAAACUCACAAACUGCAAGAUCAUGACCUGAGCUGAAGUCAGACGCUCAACCGACUGAGCCACCCAGGCGCCCCUCACAUGCGUGUUUUAAAUUUGGCACGACUAGCCUAUCUACCAGAUGAGGGAACAGAGAUGUGCUCAGAUGGACAGAGGUUUAAAGUACAAGCUAAAGCUGUGCCUGUGGGGAGGGCCUGGACCCUUAGGAGUAACUGUCUCUCAGGAGCAGCCCCACCCCGCCCCGCCCCAGGCAGGGACUGAAGAGAGCAGGGGAGCAGUUGGGCGCCUGUGCAGAGUGGUCCCCCACUGGGUCCUCUUCCAUCCCUCUCUCCCAAGGUCACUGACACUGUCACUGUUCCUCUCAGGUCAAGAUUUUCUCCCUCUCUAUGUUUACCGGGUCCCUGGGUAUUUCGGCUGGAACAGUUUGUCAUUACUUCCUCCAGGAAGCCUUCCUGGAAUGCUCACGUCAAGCUGAGCGCUGAUGGUUCCUCUGCCUGGGCCCCUGCCAACCCAGAUUGUAACUGUUUUCAGUUUUAACUCCCUCACUGGACUGGCAACCCCGCGGGGCACGAAACAUUUUUCAUCUGUCUCCCCGGGUUUCUCUGUGCUUCUCAUCUGUCUCUGAGUAUCUGGUCUGCGAAAUUUUCGGUGUCUCUGUCUCUCUGUCUCCAUCUCUGGGUCCCUGAAUGUCUUGGCGUCUGUGGUUUUCUGGGUUUGAGUCUUUUGGGGUCUCCGUUCCGAGAUGCUGCCUAAGGGGUCUCUGUAUCUCUGGGUCCCUAUCUCUGUCUCUGUCCUCUGGGUCUCCCUGCCCUGCCAGGCUGGGCACUGCUCCUCUGGCCUGAGGGGGCCCCUGGGGGGGUCCAUGCUGCCCCGCCUGCCCACAGUGAGGCCAGGCUAGGGUAGGCCCCCGCCCAGCCCGCUGCCUGCUCCCUCCCUCCCUACCGCUUGCCUCACCACAGGGUUUGAUGAAUCAAACUCUUUGUCUGGGUGGGAUCUCCCCCAGCCAGCUGGGCAGAGAGAGGGCUUCCCCUGCCGGAGCAGAGCAACAUCAGCAGAGGCCCUCGGCUCGAGAGGUCCAGGUGGGUGGCAGAGCAAAGGAGGAAUGGACUGUGGGCCACCUGCCACCCUCCAGUCCCACCUGGCCGGGCCACGCGGCACUGCCCGCCGCCCAGUAGCUGUGUGCCAGCAGGAGAGUCUGUCCUUUGCAGAGUUGCCCACCCUGCAGCCCCCGAGCCCUGUGUGUCUGGAUCUCUUCCCCGUCGGCCCAGAGGAGCUGCAGGCUCCUGGCAGCCGCUGGUCCCUGGGGACCCCUGCUCCUCUCCAAGGGCUGCUAUGGCCACCAUCCCCAGGAGUCUCAGACAGCGAGAUCUCCACCAGUGGGGGAAUGCGGCCCAGCAGGGCUGGCAGCUGGCCACACUGUCCCAGUGCCCAGCCCCCAGCUCUGGAGGGACCCUGGAGUCCCCAGCACCCACAGCCACAGCGCCGGGCCAGCCACGGCUCAGAGAAGAAGUCAGCCUGGCGCAAGAUGCGGGUGUACCAGCGUGAAGAGCUCCCUGGCAGCCCUGAGGCCCAUGCCGUCUUCCUGGAGCCUGGCCAGGCAGCAGAGCAAGCCCUGAGCACAGAGGAGCCUAGGCCCCUGGAGCUGUCUGCGCCCUCCCGGUUAGGCCUGGAGGGGCCUGAGCGGAGGCGCUUCUCGGCCUCUGAAUUGAUGACCCGGCUGCACUCUUCCCUGCGCCUGGGGCGGAAUUCAGCAGCCAGGGUGCUGACCCCAGGGUCAGGCACUGGAGCAGCUCGGGAAGGGAAGGCGUCCGGAAGGGAGUCGCGCGGUGUAGAGACGAGGGCGGACGGUACGGCGAUGCCAGCCCCUGUUGAGCUGAGCGGCGGCCAUAGCGGCUGGCCCGAGCCCAGGCUGGACGCGCAGGAAGAGCUGGCUCUGGGUUCCAGGAGCGCCAGCGAGCGGCGCCAGUCCCGGUUUCUCCUUAACACGGUCCUCUACCAGGAAUACAGCGACGUGGCCAGCGCCCGCGAACUGCGGCGGCAGCAGCGCGAGGAGGAGGGCCCGGGGGACGAGGCGGAGGGCGCGGAGGAGGGGCCCGGGCCGCCGCGCGCCAACCUCUCCCCGAGCAGCUCCUUCCGGGCGCAGCGCUCGGCGCGAGGCUCCACCUUCUCGCUGUGGCAGGACAUCCCCGACGUGCGCGGCAGCGGCGUCCUGGCCACGCUGAGCCUGCGCGACUGCAAGCUGCAGGAGGCCAAGUUCGAGCUGAUCACGUCCGAGGCCUCAUACAUCCACAGCCUGUCGGUGGCCGUGGGCCACUUCUUGGGCUCCGCUGAACUGAGCGAAUGUCUAGGGGUGCAGGACAAGCAGUGGCUCUUCUCCAAACUGCCUGAGGUCAAGAGCACCAGCGAGAGGUUCCUGCAGGACCUGGAGCAGCGGCUAGAGGCCGAUGUCCUGCGCUUCAGCGUGUGCGACAUUGUGUUGCGCCACUGCCCAGCCUUCCGCCGAGUCUACCUGCCCUACGUCACCAACCAGGCCUACCAGGAGCGCACAUACCAGCGCCUGCUUCUGGAGAAUCCCAAGUUCCCUGGCAUACUGGCUCGCCUGGAGGAGUCUCCCGUAUGCCAGCGUCUGCCCCUCACCUCCUUCCUCAUCCUGCCAUUUCAGAGGAUCACCCGCCUCAAGAUGCUCGUGGAGAACAUCCUGAAGAGGACAGCACAGGGCUCAGAAGAUGAAGAUGUGGCCACCAAAGCCUUCAAUGCGCUCAAGGAGCUGGUGCAAGAGUGCAAUGCCAGUGUGCAGUCCAUGAAGAGGACAGAGGAGCUCAUCCACCUGAGCAAGAAGAUCCACUUUGAGGGCAAGAUCUUCCCACUGAUCUCUCAGGCCCGCUGGCUGGUUCGGCACGGGGAGCUGGUGGAACUGGCACCGCUGCCCGCGGCACCCCCUGCCAAGCUGAAGCUGUCCAGCAAGGCAGUCUACCUGCACCUCUUCAAUGACUGCUUGCUGCUCUCCCGGCGGAAGGAGCUAGGGAAAUUCGCCGUGUUCGUCCAUGCCAAGAUGGCCGAGCUCCAGGUGAAGGAUCUGAGCCUCAAGCUCCAGGGCAUCCCCGGCCACGUGUUCCUCCUGCAGCUCCUCCACGGGCAACACGCGAAGCACCAGUUCCUGCUGAGGGCCCGGACGGAAAGUGAGAAGCAGCGGUGGAUCUCGGCCAUGUGCCCCUCCAGCUCCCAGGAGGACAAGGAGGUCUUCAGCGAAGGCCAAGACCGCCCCCAGGUUCAGUGUGUCAGGACAUACAAGGCACUGCAGCCAGACGAGCUGACCCUGGAAAAGACUGACAUCCUGGCAGUGAGGACCCAAACCAGCGACGACCUGGCCCUGGUGUCCCUUCGAUGCCACUCACGGAUGCUGCUCCUGGCCUGUGUGCCUGUAGGCUGGCUGGAGGGGGUCCGCCUGGCAGAUGGUGAGAAGGGGUGGGUGCCCCAGGCCUACGUGGAAGAGAUCAGCAGCCUCAGUGCCCGCCUUCGAAACCUCCGGGAGAAUAAGCGGAUCACAAGCGCCACCAGCAAAGUGGGGGAGCCCCCCGUGUGAUGGGCAGCC